ACGCGUGUGAACGUGUCAGCGAUACGUGCCAGUUUUCACGACCCUGACCGGUGGGAACGUACUUAACAUACAGUAAGCUGGUGAAAUAAUUUCAUUUGCUACCGAAUAAAGAAGUAUGGCAAAGCAGCAAGAAGACGUUAAGAAGAGAACAGUACUAGUGCCUGUUGAUGGCAGUGAACACAGCGAGAGAGCUUUUGACUGGUAUACAAAGAAUUUUUAUCGCAAGGAUGAUGAGAUAUUGGUGUUCCAUGCAGCAGAGGUACCAUCACUACCAGCCACGCCAUAUCCAUAUGGUUUUGAAUUUACUGAUGGAUGGAAGAAGCAUCUUGAAGAAAGUGACCAAAAAGCCCGCACACUUUUAGAAUCCUACUACAAGAAAUGCCAAGAAAGCAAUCUGAAAUGCCGGCUCAUCAAGGAGAAUGGAGCUCCAGGAGAGGCUGUGUGUAAAGUUAUCAAAGAAAGAAAAGUUGAUCACGUGGUAAUGGGAUCCCGUGGGUUGGGCACAGUAAGCCGUGCUCUUGUAGGGAGUGUAAGUGACUACUGUCUUCACCAUUCAAGUGUUCCUGUGUCAGUUGUUCCACCUCCAGAUCGCUUUGAGCAUCAUGGAUUUGCUAACUUACAUUGAUGAAGGCCAUCUACUAAAUAUAGUUAGUGACCCAGUGGUCUAGGACAAUCUUUGAGUCACACACAGCUAUGAGACUAUUGGCAUGUGUUGGCAGUAAAGGGGAAUCUCAUAGAUAAGAUAGCAGUAUUUCUUACAUUUCUGUCAGCUUGGUAAUCAUCAAAUGAUUCGUAAAGUUGUACAUUAGAAGUUGUAUAGUAAGUUGAUAACUUUCACUGUGAGAUUGCACUCUGAUUUCAAUAAACAAAUCAAUGUUCACAUUAA
Messenger RNA from Pocillopora verrucosa, 886 nucleotides. Its product is annotated as universal stress protein Sll1388-like. Lineage: Eukaryota; Metazoa; Cnidaria; Anthozoa; Scleractinia; Pocilloporidae. The record is from RefSeq and is a predicted model, not a curated record.